CGUGCAACCAUCUUCCUCUCUUUCAGUCUUCAUCAAAACAGUCUCAGUUUAAUAUCAAUUUGAAGAAGAAAACGAACAAGAAGAGAACAGAAAUGGCAACAACACUAGGUGGUGUGAGUCUAUCUUCCUCAAGAGGAAUUGUGGCGAAGGCAGAUUCACCCAACAAGACACAGAAGAUGGUCAUCUCCCCAUGUUUUGUGAGCCUUAACCAGUACCCAUUGAGGAUGAACAUGAACAUGAAGCAGAGAAACUUAGGAGGAAGAGGAGUAGAUCGCAUGUUAGUGAGGGCUGCACCGGAGAAAAUAUCGGAGAAGGUGGUGGAGAGCAUAAAGAGUGCAGAGGAGACGUGUGCCGACGAUCCAACGAGCGGUGAGUGUGCAGCGGCAUGGGAUGAGGUGGAAGAGGUAAGUGCAGCGGCUAGCCAUGCUAGACAGAAGCAGAAGGACUCCGACCCUUUGGAGACCUACUGUAAGGACAACCCUGAGACCGUUGAAUGCCGCACCUACGAGGAUUGAAGGAUUUAGUCUCUCCUCCCAUAUGGGUUUCCCCUUUCCUUCUUCCUCUUCUUCUUCCUGUUAUCAUCUGUAAGACUACUGCUACAUGGAUGCGCAUCUUCAAUGCUUUUAUCUUCUUUUUUACUCUAUCUUAUCUGUUAGAUUUGCAGCUUUUCUUUUAAAUAAUUUUGGGGGUCUUAAACUUUAGAAACGGGACUCUAAAUUGGAACCCUGAUCAUAUGAUGAUGAAGUCAGUGGAGAUGUAUGUUGGUUUGACUUGAAAUACUUUUAAUAGCCCAUAUAGCCACACAGUUCUAUGCUGUAACCUUUCUGUGUUCUUGAAUGUUGAAUUCCUAUUAAGUAUAAAUUUAAAUCA
Messenger RNA from Macadamia integrifolia, 870 nucleotides. Its product is annotated as calvin cycle protein CP12-1, chloroplastic-like. Gene Ontology annotation, cellular component: chloroplast. The coding region runs from base 93 to 515 and encodes 140 amino acids. Gene Ontology annotation, biological process: negative regulation of reductive pentose-phosphate cycle. Lineage: Eukaryota; Viridiplantae; Streptophyta; Magnoliopsida; Proteales; Proteaceae. The transcript has a single exon. The record is from RefSeq and is a predicted model, not a curated record.